GAAAACAAAGCCUAUCUAUCAUCAAAAGUGAUUGAUUUGUGUGCAUCUUUCAAAGCUCUUUUUCUCGCUUUAAAUUUCAUCUUGUUUAGAUUAUAUGGCAUCUCCGUAGAUUCGAUUUUCGUUAACCUCCACAAGAAAACAGAAAUUUCCGAUCUUUUUUUUUGUUUUUGUGGGUCUCAGCUUUCGAACCUCUGUUGAACCCUAGUUUUGAUUAGUGUGAGGAUAUUGUAAAUUUGUGGCUUUUCUCCUCUUUAUAUCUCACCCUUCUCUUCACUUUGGGGCUAUUCUGCUAAAACCUCAUAGGUAGAGUUGCAAAGUUUAAUCCUUUGCAGAAGAAAAUGUCUGUGGAGAGAUCGUUCGAAGCGUGGGAAGAGGUUCAGCGACAUGGACAAGACUUAGCUGACCGACUUGCUCAGGGCUUUACGGGUCUGAUUCAAAUCAAUCCACCUUCAUUUCCAUGGCCGAAUCAUCAGAAAUUGAAGCUCUUCGAUCUCGAGUUCCCCAGUCAGCAAUUCGGGAUUAGGGAUUCGAGGUUUUCCACCGUCCAACCCAUCAAUGGCGUCUCGGCUAUUCUCGAUUUCGGAAACAAAAUCGGUCAAGCUGGUGUUGAUUUCGGCGCUGGAUUGAACGUGAUGGUUGAGCAAUUCUUCAGGAGGUUGCCUAUGCCAUUUCGGCACGAGGAGCACGCGUCUGUUUCUAUGGAGAGAGAUAAGAUUACGAGGAGCCAUAUGGUUUAUGUGGACACAAAAGAUGACUCGAGGGUUUCUAAGACAGAUACUGUUUCCUCUGUUACUGUGCCAGAGGAGAAAGUUACGGAAUUCGAUUUAAGGACUGCUGGAUUACUUGCGAGACCAAAGGGAACGUUUGAGAUAUCGUCAAGUUACGAAAGUAGAACAAGUGGUACGGAACAUUCAUUAGCAGCUAGGGGAGAUCUUUGGAGAGUAGAAGCUUCUACUUCAAGUUCAACUGCAAGAGAUGAUAGUUCGUCUCUCUUUCUUCUCCAGCUUGGACCGCUGCUAUUUAUGCGCGAUUCAACUCUUCUUUUGCCUGUUCAUCUAUCAAAGCAACACUUGCUUUGGUAUGGAUAUGAUAGAAAGAAAGGUAUGCAUUCACUUUGUCCAGCUAUGUGGUCAAAGCAUCGAAGAUGGCUUAUGAUGUCAAUGCUCUGCCUCAAUCCUCUUGCCUGCUCGUUUCUAGAUUUGCAGUUCCCAAAUGGUCAAUUGACGUAUGUAUCUGGUGAAGGAUUGACGACAAGUGUGUUUGUUCCUUUAUGUGGUGGUCUUCUUCAAGCGCAAGGUCAAUAUCCAGGCGAUAUGAGGUUUAGUUUCUCUUGCAAGACAAAACAAGGAACAAGAAUCACACCAAUGGUAAAUUGGCCUGACAAAUCAUUGGGAAUAGGUGUUUCUCAAGCCUUGGCUUGGCGUAAGUCCGGUCUCAUGAUGAAACCUGCAAUUCAACUUAGUGUGAGCUCUACAUUUGGAGGAAGCAAUCCUGGGAUGAAAACUGAAGUUAUUCACUCGUUGAACGAUAACGUCAACAUGAUAUGUGGCUGCGCGCUAACCGCUUAUCCUUCAGCAUUUGCAUCUGUUUCCUUUGGCCGGUCCAAGUGGAAUGGGAACAUCGGACGAACCGGAAUAGUUGUUAGAGCUGAUACUCCUCUUGCAAGCGUUGCUCAACCUUCGUUCUCCAUCCAGCUCAACAAUGCUUUCGAGUUCUGAAAAUAGACUCCUUAAAAGACUGUUUUGUCCUCACGUUACUAAAGCUGUAUAUAGUCAAAAUCAAAACUCAGUAAUCCAACAAAAGAUUUCCACUUUAGCAAUGACAAACUGAAUCAAGAAAAUCUCUAAUGGCAAGUGAAUUAAGAAUUUGUACAAUCGACCAGCAAAA
This is a messenger RNA of Eutrema salsugineum, 1887 nucleotides long. RefSeq lists its product as uncharacterized. The record is from RefSeq and is a predicted model, not a curated record. NCBI's taxonomy places the organism in Eukaryota, Viridiplantae, Streptophyta, Magnoliopsida, Brassicales, Brassicaceae. The transcript is spliced from 7 exons. The coding region runs from base 339 to 1718 and encodes 459 amino acids.